Momordica charantia (bitter melon) is the source of this 2342-nucleotide messenger RNA. Its product is annotated as Protein phosphatase 2C family protein. Lineage: Eukaryota; Viridiplantae; Streptophyta; Magnoliopsida; Cucurbitales; Cucurbitaceae. The record is from RefSeq and is a predicted model, not a curated record. Gene Ontology annotation, biological process: protein dephosphorylation. Gene Ontology annotation, molecular function: protein serine/threonine phosphatase activity.
AGUUCAGAUAUAUAAAAAUUAUAAUGGUUCCAAGCUUUUGCGAACCAUUUUAAGUACCUGGAAAAUCUCCAAAUUCCCCCACCCUACAAAGGCCAAAGGGUACUGAGUCGGUUUGGUGAGGGAAAUUGUCGAGAAGCUGACCUGGGUUCUUCUGUUCUGCUCAAAAUCCCCGAUUGUUUUUAUUAUAAUGGAGUAUCUUUGUGGGGAUCUCUUCCAUUUCUAUAGAAUUUCCAGGUUCUAGACUUAUUUUAUCUUUUACAGUUCAUUCCUCGUCAUCGGUACGCGUUUCCCUUUUCCUUUCCGUGUUGAUUUCUCUCUUCUUCUUCCUUCCCCUUCUUUUGUGGGGUUUCUUAGCUUGCUGUCUCAAUCAGAUCUGCCCUUGACUUCUCGCGACACACCGCGAGACAUUCUGGUCUGUAGUUCCCAUUUUUCUAAUCUUUGUCCUCUGCUUGUUUCCUCUCAAAAUUCCCCACAAACCCCGUUAAACAAAUUUCCUGUGUAGUUGAGGAAUCUGAACUUGAACUCACUUGGGUAUUACGACUUGAGCGAAUUUGGGUCUGUUGUAUUCUAGUGGGAGCGUCGAUUUGGAUCAAAAUCUUGGGUCCGAAGAGCCGAGGGGAGGAGUUUCUUGUGGUGUCUGUGAUCAAUGGCUUCCAGAGAAGGGAGGCGUCAUAAUCAUCAUCAUCAUCAUCACAAUCUGGUGCCUCUUGCUGCUUUGAUCAGUAAAGAGGUGAGGAGUGAGAGGUUGGAGAAACCCACUAUAAGAUAUGGGAAUGCAGCGCAGUCUAAAAAGGGAGAAGAUUAUUUUCUCAUGAAAACUGAUUGUCAGCGAGUUCCUGGGAACCCUUCAUCCACUUUCUCUGUAUUCGCUAUAUUUGAUGGACACAAUGGAAAUGCUGCAGCAAUUUUCACGAGGGAACAUUUGUUGAGCCAUGUCUUGAGCGCGAUUCCCCGUGGUCUCGGGCAGGAGGAGUGGCUUCAAGCGCUGCCACGAGCGUUGGUUGCUGGAUUUGUGAAGACAGACAAGGAGUUCCAGAGCAGAGGCGAAACUUCUGGAACUACAGCUACGUUUGUAAUCAUCGAUAGAUGGACAGUGACAGUAGCGUCGGUUGGAGAUUCCCGAUGCAUUUUAGAUACUCAGGGUGGUGCUGUAUCUGCUUUGACGGUUGAUCAUAGACUUGAAGAGAAUGUUGAGGAGAGGGAACGUGUAACUGCAAGUGGUGGGGAAAUCGGAAGAUUGAGCAUUGUCGGUGGCGCUGAGAUUGGCCCCCUCCGUUGUUGGCCCGGAGGCUUAUGCCUUUCUCGGUCUAUUGGAGACAUGGAUGUGGGGGAGUUUAUAGUUCCAAUUCCAUUUGUGAAACAAGUGAAGUUAUCGAAUGCUGGUGGGAGGCUUAUAAUUGCUUCCGAUGGCAUCUGGGAUGCGCUAUCAUCAGAUAUGGCUGCAAAGUCUUGCCGUGGACUGCCUGCAGAGCUUGCUGCUAGGCAAGUUGUGAAGGAAGCUUUAAGAACAAGAGGCUUGAAGGAUGAUACGACCUGCAUAGUAGUUGACAUAAUUCCUCCUGAUAAUUCAGCACAGUCUUCUCCUCCUCCAAAGAAACAAAGCGUACUGAAAUCGCUAUUAUUCAGAAAAAAGUCCCACAGUUCUAAUAAGCUAUCAAAGAGGCUAUCAGCUAUCGGUCUCGUGGAAGAAUUAUUCGAAGACGGGUCCGCCAUGCUGGCUGAAAGGCUUGGAACUGUGGAAUUGAGUGGAUCUGGACAUGGCACACCCAGUCUAUUUACUUGUGCUGUAUGUCAAGUAGAUCUUGCUCCCAGUGAGGGCAUCUCUGUUCAUGCUGGUUCCAUCUUCUCCACCAGCUCAAAGCCAUGGCAAGGCCCUUUCCUCUGCGCCGAUUGUCGAAACAAGAAGGACGCCAUGGAGGGAAAACGUCCCAGCGGAGUGAGAGUGGCAUAGAUUACUUCAUUUUUAUCAACUCCUAGAUUCUUUCUCUUCUUUCGAUCCACUUUCGAUGGGGCGCGUUACGACUAUAAUGUUAUGCAAAGUGCUGUAAGAUGAAAGUUAAGGAGUAGCCAUAAUAAGGUAAGGAGAGAUGAAGUUGGUAGGAGCCAUAAAGUAAAUAGCUAAUUAAUGAAGCUAAGCUAAAGCUAAUGUUGAAAAUGAGACUUCACUAAUCCAGAAAUUGAAAUUUGUCUGUAUAUUAGAAAGCUCAUUUUUUUUUUUUUUUGUUUACUUGUUUCUUCUGAAUCAAAGUUCAUCAUCUGCCAUCUGCCUAUAAUAUAAUAGGGUGAGACACUUUUUUUUCUUAUGAUAUUCAAUGAUAUAAUUUAUUUAUUUAAUGCAACAA